Molecule: messenger RNA, 14888 nt
Organism: Porites lobata
Lineage: Eukaryota; Metazoa; Cnidaria; Anthozoa; Scleractinia; Poritidae
Source: the annotation of a GenBank genome assembly
AUGGAAGUCUGUUUUGCUGAAAAAGCCAGAAAAUGUCUCGAGGGACACGUAAGUGACGCGUUACUUGAAAGGAUGAUCAACAUAUCGCUGCUGGUCCAAAAUACCAUGGGUUCUUCUCAGUGGUACUGCACCAACAGAACAAUGAAUAUUAGUUCCUUGGAUCCAGACAUAAGGAAGCUGAUACCGUGUAGUGAUGACAUGUUUAUCGCAGGGCAUCAAUGCACCGAAAAGUUUCGUAGAAUUUUUAACGCCAAGAGAAACGAUCCCAGAUUGUGCCAGUAAGUCCUCGAAAUGUAAGGGACGCCACAUUAAUAACGUGGUGUUCCGUUGUUAGUUGUGCUGAGUAGUAAAGUAAGUUUGUGAGUAAGAUAAGUAUAUGUUUCUCAAAUAAAUUGUCCAUGCCUGGACUCAGCUUAAGAAAGAAGAAGCAGUAACAUAACAUAGACUGAAUAAACGUUAAUUUAUUUAACAUAAAAAGUUCACGGAAAUGACUCGAGAGACACCCAAGUGACCCGCUACUUAUUUAACCAGAAGCAUAGGGUUACAUACUUCUCGUAACAAACGCGUAAAAUAGCACAGCAUAGCACUUAAUAAAUUAAAUCUAACAAUGUUAUAGCGAUAUUUUACAAAACAUAACUUGACAUGACAUGACAUAACGUUCAUUUAAAAUAUUUCCCGGAUUCUGAUUGGCUAAAAGCACACGCAUAAUUCACCUUAACCAGCUACUGAUGACCAAAUUUGGAAGAAUUUUGCGAUUAAUGAACCGAUUACGUCAAAAGUGCAGCUUUCUAAUGUACCGUUAACCAAGAAGACCUGGGGACGAGGUUGAAUUGUUUUGGUUGUGAAAACAAAAAAGGCGGACAUUUCACUCGUUCAAGAGUAAGAACUAGGCGAAAUAAUAGCUAAAAACAUGGCAAGAACAGCAAGUAGACAACUCGAAGGACGACUUCUGCUAUUUGGAGAAUAUUUGCGCAGCUGAACAACCCUAAACGUGCACUAUCGAGGAUGAACUUAACAUCGAUGGAGGUAAGCAUGUCUUAGCUAUGUUUUUAAAAUAAGAAUUAUUUUGAAUGAAUAAUAAAACAAUGAUUGAAUUCGGCUUUCGUAUCAUAUGAAGAAUUAUGGAGAUCUCGGUACGGCCUCGACGGAUAACACCCACCUCGAUCUCCAUAAUUCUUCAUAAGAUACUCUGCUUCAUUCGUUAACUGUUAAUUAAUUCAAAAACCUCAUAAGAAAUUCGCGAAAACGUUUAGUAAUUACCUGAAAAAGGGGUGAUGAGGAUUGCAUUUGAUUUAGUUAGUAGGACUUUCUUCAUCCUUCAUUUUUGAUCAUUAUAUAACUUUUUAACUGAUCCUGACACUCAUGACAUAUCAUCUUUUACCUUGCUGCACGCAUGUCCAGAGUAUAUAGUAUUUACUGUCGCUUGAACCUGACCUCUUCUGAGUUAAAGAUUGCUUCUCCUUCAAAUGUCAAGAAUGCUCUGAAUUUGUGCUUUCGUGCAAAUGGUCCAAGCUCACAAAAAGCGAGAAUGAGGCAAUCACAAACCGGCGAAAGCAAUUUAGAUUUCCAAUAGCUGUAAAUCUACGGGACAAUUUUACGACAUGACUGUAAGGAUUUUAAAUUCUUCAUAUCUUGUAAACUAGAUUUAUUUAAGCCGCUAGAAACAUCUGCGGACCUCUUAUAUAACGCCUUCAUAUAUUUGUAGUUUUAAUUUAAUAUUGCAUAUAUCGAAAUAUCAAUACCAUAAGGGGAUGGUUGAGACUUUAUCCUCUUCUUUACUGUCUUCUGUUAAAGUUUGCAUUCUUCUGCCGUUUAUUAUUAUUGUUAUCUUUCACCUUUAUCUUAUGCCACAAAAAAUAAAUUAACAAAUAAAUAAAUAAAUAACUGAAUAGAGCCGAAUGUCUUCUAAGCACGUCCUUCUGAAUUAUUUGCCAGGGCCUUCUCCUAUGCCAGGUACUGUAGCCAGAAUGUUUUGAAUCGCCACUGCAAGUCCAGUGUAUUCGUCCCCACAAGUGACCGGUUCAACCCAUUUUGUCAUGACUUAGAUUUUCAUCAAGAGACCACGGUUGGUGUCGAAGCCUCAAAAACAUCCAAAAAUGAAACACAUACAACGUCUAAACCUCAAAAGCCUGCACGCAGCGUUGCUUCUCACACCUCAAGGCUUCUGUCCCGCAUAUUAGGAGUUACUGUGGGUGUUGUUAACCUAAAGGCUACAGCAAGAAGAUUUGGCACCAACUGAAGACUGGAUUGGACCGCUAAAAACUGGGUUUUAUAUCACGGAAUAUGGACCCUGGGCAGCACUGACACGGACAGCUUUGCUUCCACUAAUAACGAUAAAAAACAAUAAUAAUAAUAAUGAUAAUAAUAAUAAUAAUAGUAAUAAGAAUGAUAAUAAAAAGUUAUAAAAUCAGAAAUACGUUCACCCGUUUUUUUUAGAAACCUGUCGAAUCGGAUGCCUUGCACAAGUAGGUCGAGUAGAAGAUCUGUGGCCAGAACGUGCAGAAUAGUGUGUCAGAGAUUAAAUCGAAUGUAAGGUUUCCAUUUCUCAACUUGAGAAAGAAGAUUUGUAGGGGGUCACACACCUAUACAAAAAAAUUCGGAGGUGUCUUCCCCCCGCCCCCCCUGGGACCAGUGCUGCGUUCCUGUGGAGAUUGCCUUGCUAGGAAUUGAGAAAUAGACUAUUUUCGAUACAUUAAAAUAAUUCAUACUCGGCUCCGAGGCUUGGGGGAAUAAAACAAAAGAAAUGUAUUAUUCAUUGCAGAGUCUCAAGAUGAUUUCUUUUUUUUUCCCCAAGCCUCGCAGCAAAGUAUGAAUUUUAAUAUAUCGGAUUUGGUCUAUUUAUUUGCCUUAUUUUUUCAAGGAAACAAGAUCUAAGAAGACCAGAUGUUACAAUGAUAUACAACUGAAAAUACUUAAGGAAAAUAGUUUUUUGUUGUUCGGAGGUGCUUGGAUUUUGUGAACUUCAUUUUUCAUUUUUUUCCUACUGCAUCUCCUUUAAUUUCUAAAAGUCGUUAAAAGAUUUAAAUUCACUACAUAUUUCUGCUCCUGUCUAGAUAUUAGAUUAAAUUCCAAUUUUUCGACAUUAUUCUUGAACAUAAAUAAAUGAGUAGUGGAAUGUAUUGAGGCGAGAAGUUUUCAAAAAACAAACAAACUAACUAACUAAAUGCAUCUGUUUCAAUGCCCGUGUGUUGAAAGUCAAAGGUGCAUGAAGCAAACAUAUUUUACCUUGAUCACUUGUCACAGUAAUAUACAACUAUCCCCCGAAGGGGAGGUGAAUAGUUGUAGCAAAUACACGGAGACGCGAAGCGUCGAGGUCAAUAUCUUAAACGCUGUUCACCGACCCUGAGGGGGGUAAUUGUUUUACUAUUUACCAUCAUGAUAAGCUGAUUGUCGUCUUGAGUCUGAUUUGGGAAUAACUGACAAUGCGCUUGCCUGGUUUAAGUGGUAUCUAUCUGACCGGUUCCAGCGUGUCUCUGUAAAUGGUAGUCUCUCCAAUCAGUUUCCUUUGAAACAAGGUGUUCUUCAAGGUUCACGUUUGGGUCCCUUGCUUUUCAAUAUCUACACGCGAAAACUGUUUCAGCUGUUUCAGCCACCUCCCACAAGUCCACUUCUACGCGGACGGUACACAGUUGUAUGUAUCAUUCAGCCCUAAUCGAUCUGCGGAUACAGAUUUUGUCAUCAAGUCCAUGACUGACUGUAUCAGUGAUAUUAGGAGUUGGAUGAACAGAAUUUUUAAUUAUAGAUACUAGGCAGCAGCUGGCAAAGAUUAACAUCAAUUGCAUUAGGGUUGAGUCGACUGAUGUUUGUCCUGUAACAGUAGCUAGAACCCUGGGAUCAUGAUUUGAUGAGUAGCUUACUAUGUCAACUCAUUUUAGCAAGUUAUGUGGUGCUGCCUUUUAUCAUUUGCAUAAUAUCAAACGUAUUCGCAAGUAUUUGUCUCGAGAAUCAACGGAAAUGCAUGUCCAUGCAUCGAUUACAUCUCGUGUUGAUUAUUGCAACAGUCUUUUAUAUGGGCUGCCCACACCUAACAGCUUAAUAAAUUGCAGAGAGUUGUGAGCGCCCGCCAGCCAGGCUAGUUUGUAAUGCGCCUAUGUUUUGCCACGUCUCACCCCGUAUGCCUGGUCUGUAUUAAAGCCCGGAUACAAUUUAAGAUACUGCGUAUUACGUUCAAAACAAUUCACGGCCUUGCCCUAAAUAUCUAAGCAAGUUACUAAAUUUAAAUCGUCUUUAUAUAACCUUAGCUUUUCAGGUAGUAUUUUACUUUCUAUAGCAGCUGUUCGAUCAAAGACUACGUUAGGUGACAGAGCUUUAUGGUAGCAGCGCCAAUGCUCUGGAUUCUCUUCCAAAAGAACUCCGCACGAUUACUAAUGUGAACAUUUUAGAACUGUAUAUUGGUGAUCAAUUUUAUUUUCAGUUACUUACUUGCGUGCAUAUAUUAUAUUCUUUUUAUUGUUAUUUUUUAAAUGCAUUUUUUGGUUGGUUUACUUGUAAAGUAAUGUAAUUGUAAUGCGAAGCUGAUUAUUCUCAUGUUAAGUUGCGCAGAAUAUGUUCAUAAAUUAUUAUUAUUAUUAUUAUUACCAAAUCAGUUGAAUAAAAAAAGUAACUUUUUGUAUAUUAAAAAUAUCACUUAGUUGGAACUUUGUUUACAAUUUACAAACCUUUUGGGGAUCUUGUCAAGUAUAUUUUUACGAUUUGGUUGCAAUAUCUGCAUGAAAAUAAUUUUCUACCUACCGGUAAACACCGAAAAGCCAAAGUUUGUUGCUGCCUUGGUAUUUGUUUCGUGUAUGAUUGCUCCAUUUAUCGCUCAAAUUUCGUCUCGAAAAUGUGUCGAAACGAGACGCCAUCUUGGCUCCUGUCGCAAAACAGUGAAUAGCCAAGGAUAUUCCGAGUGACGCGCAAUCACAUCAAAACGCGCCAAAAUUGCUAUUCACUGAUUUGGAAAAUCUACUAAUCACUGAUAAACUUGAGCUCGACGGUGUGCUCAUUUUACGUUACCUGAGCUGUAUCCUCCGUAGUUCGUUUUUGUCAAUGGUAAUGUCUUAAUAUAUUUUGCUUCUUUUAAACAAAUAUGAACAACGAAAUAUUUAAGGGUAAAAAGCAACGCUAUUAAAACACGAAGUUUUAACGACGACAUGUCACCAUUAUCAAAUAAAAGAGAUUAUUAUCCUUUCAAAAUAUUUCCCUGAUUCUGAUUAGCUAAAAGGAACAUACAUAAUUCACCAUAACCAGCUACUGAUGCCCAAAGUUGGAAGAAUUUUGCGAUAAUCAACCGAUGACGUCAAAAGUGCAGCUUCCUUGCAGGUUAAUGCACGUGACCGAGAAGACCUGGAGACGAGGCUGAGUUGUUUUGGUUGUGAAAACAAAAAUGGCGAAUAUUUCACUCAACUAGGCGAACUAAUAGCUAAAAACAUGGCAAGAACAGCAAGAAGACAACUCGAAGGGCGACAUCUGCUAUGUGGAGAAUGUUUGCGGAGCUGAAUAACCCUAAACGUGCGUGCACUAUCGAAGAUGAACUUAACAUCGAUGAUAGUAAGCAUGUUUUAGCUAUGUUUUUAAACUAGGAAUUAUUUUGAAUGAAUAAUAAAACAAUUAUUGAAUUCGGCUUUCGUAUUAUAUAAAGAAUUAUGGAGAUCUCGGAGGGUGUUAUCCGCCUAGGCCUCGACGGAUAACACCUACCUCGAUCUCCAUAAUUCUUAAGAUACUCAGCCUCAUUCAUUAAUUGGUAACUAUGAAACGAUAUAUACAUUGUACAUGUAUGUAGGAAACGAAGGUGUAAAACGGAACAUUAAAUUAGAAGAACAAAAUAGUGAAAUUAUUAAGUGAAAAGUUUUGCUGGAUUGGAGUCGGCUUGAGUAUUUAAGGUGGCUCAGUCUGAGCCGUCUAGUACGGCGCGAGCUUUAAAAUCCGCGCGACGUCCACGCAAAAAUAAAACAAACAUGGCCUCUUAGUUUCGAAAUAUUCUCCCCAAAAAACUUUACAUUAACUUUCUGUUGAAGCUCAUUGUACAAAAAGUUAGGUUAUUGUAGGUCAAACAUUUAUGAGAGGAGAAAAUGUUACACCGGUUACAAGUCACUAUCAAUCUCCAUGAGUGUAAUUUGUAUGGAAAAACGAAGCAGAAAUUUUCCAAAGACAUCAAUUCUUCCGUACGACCCCAAAACACGCGUGUUUUUCGGAUUUUUGUGACGUCAACGCGGUUAAUUAACCGUUAGUUUCUCGUGUUUCCUUCGGUACAUUUUUUAAAAAAAAUGCCUCAUUUCUUAGCAGUUGCAGUACCUUUGUACUGUCCUUUUUUGGUUAAUAUCUGUAAGAGCUAAAUUCCUCUGUUAAGAAUGUUUUUUCCACUUUAAAAUGUUAAGCAAUAUGUUUAAGAUAAAGAGGCAAAAUUUAAAGACAUUUCACCAAGGGAAAUAAGGAAUAUUAAGAAAAAUGAUCAAAAAUGACAAAAUUACUACCUGGAUGCGAUGUUGCCAUGGCAACAGCCUUAAUCCAGAAAAUGAAACUUGAUAAAGGAGCCUUCUCAUAUGGGUAACCUUAGCGGUGAAUCUCGUGAAGAAAAUCGCAAAGACAAAGUAACUAGAUUUCCUUCUGUAACGUAUGCUAGAUAGCUAGUUAAAUUAGAAAAUACUCUAAGGAGCCACUUUAAGGUUGGUCUCUUAGUUAAUUAACAACAUCUCAUAAAUAAGGCACUCAAACUUUCCUCGGCAUUUCUUAAUGAUCUUAAAACACUCAAACCGACUCCAUUCCAGCGAUACUUUUCACUUAAUUAUUUCAUUCUUUUGUUCUUCAAAUUUUAUGUAUUUCUGACAGUGUGGUAUAACGGAACAGACAGAAAUACCGGCACGAACAAGAGGACGGGGUCGGCUAGGAGGAAUUGUGGGUAUCUUUUUUAGAUAUGUUUAGUUGUAUGUUGCAAAUUUGAAUCAGUCUUCGUCAGCAUUCAUUCGAGCUCCUCACUUUUACUUUAUUUACCAAUCUAAUUUGUUAUAUUUGUUUAAAGGCAUUUGGCAGCUAGGUUUUGCGUUCCUUUGUCCCCGAUUUGUCGACAACGCAGCUGAUUUCAACAGGUGAGGCUGUUCGUUCCCUUUUUUCCCGCGUAUCCGGGGGUGUCCUACUUAGUCCCUUUCGAGCUUUGCUUUUCUUCAUAGGGUUCGAAUAUGAAAGGCCACUCAAAUAGAUAGUUAAUUCCGAAAAAUAGUUCGAUUGACGUGACGCGGAUAUACUUGCUAGUCACAAACAAUUACUUCCGAAAUGGAUGAUUAAGCAAGCUCAUCGAAAUUCUAAACGAUGAGUUGUUUUUUUAUUAUGAAUAAUAACUCACGAAAACAAGUUGGCAUGGAAUACGUUAACUUUUUGUACUUACCAUCUGUCAAAUGGAACGCGAUGCUUGAGUCAUGCUGAAGUGUUUUACGGAAAAAGUUUUGUAUUUAUUACUAGGUAAGUCAGUCCGGUUACGGUUAAAACUUAAAAUGACUAGCCAUAAGUGUUUUCAUCACGCAAAGCGUCACUAUUAUGGGCACUGCUGUUUAGGAACUUACAAUCACCAACAAUAUUGUUCUUUGAGCUUCUGCUUAAUACUUAGUGUUAUAAGGUACUGAUCACACUUAUGUCUCGGUUAUGUUCUUUUCAUAUGUCGAUAAAAUCUUACAGUAAGUGGGAAAUGAACGCAAUUAAGGAAUGUUUUGUAGUGCUUUAUUUGAAGAUGUAAACAGACGAAACGUUAGUCAAUUACACCAGAUUUUUUAAUUAAUCUCAGUGAUCGAAAAAGCUUGAGUAGUGCUGCCUUUCAACAUAAAAGUUGGUGACGUUGGACGGCGGGACGGUGUCACUUCACCAUGAAAUUUACUCCCGUUUUCGUCGGUGAAUUUUGGUCGAAUUAUUGCAAUUUUUGGUCGAAUUAUCGCUUAAUUAUGCUGUGGAAUAUUAUGAUAGUGGGAAUGAAGUUUUACCAUGGUAUCCAUGGGGCAAUUCCGCGUCAAAAAUGAUGAUCCGGGGAAUUAUUGUUCAUGCGAUGGCUGUGAAAAUUCGUUUAUAAUUUGACCAAUUGAAUGAUUCAGUUAAAGACUAAAGGAUUUAUACCUCCAAGGUCGAAAGUCAAUGAACUUUUUUAAAAUAAAAGGACUAAUGGCCAUACUAAUGGCUUUCUCUAACAGCUUCUGCCGGGUUUUAACUGAGUAUGUUUUUGAAAAGAGUGAUUAUGGAGGAAUCCUCAUCUGAGUGACCAAGCAAAUUCUAUUAAAUUCAAAUGCGUUUUCGUUCUAGUUUUAUCCUUUCAUAAUCACAGGAAAGAAACCGUUCAGAUGAUAUUAAAUAACACUACUUUUCAGUGUUAAUGAUAGAACGAUGUCGGGGACUUCAAAUGGUUGGAAGUUGCACUUUUCAAGUUUAUAUCGACAAAGCUCGACAGUGUACAACGGCCUUUAUUAGUACGCUACAGACCGAUAAAUCUGUGGAUUGCAGGUAAGCUAUGAUUUAGUUUUCCUCCAAAUCAAAACGCUUUCCCUUAAACUUCACUCAAUUUAAUCAUGUUUACUUAUCCCUUUACAAUUGACAAGUCUUUUGAAAAGAUCACUAUUUAUAGGUCGUUUGAUUUCUACUGGUUCACAUGUGUGGGUUCAUAUUUGGAAGAUUGUAGAAGUGACAAGAUCUGAGAAACAUCACGAUUUUCAGAGUAGAUAGCAUCGCACAAUACCAUGAUACUCUCUAACUGACAAUUAGAAUCGCUAGCCUUAAACAAAACUUUUAUACCAGCAGUGCAGCAAAGCGUGGAAAAAACAAAAUUGAAAAGAUGUAUAUUGUGAAAUCAUUUUCUAGAGUCGUCUAUAACAAAAUGGUGGAAUGUACAAAGGAGUACGUCAGAGAUUGCGUUAAAGACCAUGUGCCUGCUAAUGACAUUGAAGCGUUUCUAAACGAAGCAGCAAAGAAACUGAAAUCUGAAGACUUCUACUGCACGGAUGGACUUUUCUCACCUUCUGUUUUAACAGACGAACAGAAAAGGGAAAUACCAUGCAACGAAACGUUUUAUAAUCAGUCAGAAGUGUGUGGAGAUACAUUUCAAACCAAGUUCAGAGGCAACAGGGCAGAUAAGACGCUUUGCAAGUAUGCUGAAUCAGUGCAUGUUUAUAGUUUGAUUAUGUUCUUUUGUUCUGUGAAGAUACUCUAUAGUUAUUUUGUAUGUGACCUCUCGAUAAUGAAAGUAAAACGUUUUUUUUUUAAAGUUCUAGGUCUUUGUCGCAUUUACAGAAAAAUUAUUAGAGUCUCAAUAAAUGCCGUGUGAUCUAAACAUGUCUUGUUUGGAUCUUCAGUGGUAGAAAGGCAUUAAUGAAUGCCACUGAUAAAGCGUUCCACCCGAAAUAUUUGGAAAUUUUCCCUAAAUUCGACACUUGCACGGAGUUUACAUUGUGUUCUGUAGUUCUUUUAAAUAAAAAUUUGGACUAAGGUUAAAAAAAAGAAAAAACACGUUUCCAUUCAUCUCACAAGGCAAAUGGAGUACCAAAACAGUAAAAAUUAGUGCUAGUAUUUACUGAAUUCGUUACAUUUUGAUUUCCUACUUAAUUGAUUGAUUGAAUUAUCGUCAUCAUCAAAACGUCCUCCCUAAAAUGCAUUUUGUUAAAACUUUAACUUUAAUCGGCAUACUUUGGAGCUAUUUCGGAGUUGAGGAGUACAAAAUGUUUAGUCAGACUAUUAUUUGUGACAAGAGUAAUAUAUCAAAAGGUGCCAAAAUCACCAACAACAAAACAGAGGUAGACGUUUGGGUUUAUAACCCUUACCCUUGUCAAGUAAGGAAGGAAACCGUCCUAAACUAAACCUUACCACAAAAUGACCAGUGAGUUUCGCCCUAUCAUAGUUAGUAGAGGGGACUAAUUAUGAAAGUCGGCGAGCUUCAAGGAGCGAGACAAUAGAGCCAUCUCCGAUGUUGAAAGUAAAAGUCACGUGAUCGCGGAUGUCCCUUUCACUAGUAUAUGGCCCCACGUUAGGUAAUGCGAGAAAGUCUUGGAUUCCGGAUUCCUUAUCAGUGAAACUUGGAUUCGAAUUCCGGAUUCCAAUUGUUAAGCGGAUUCUGGAUUCCUUGAGCUGAAUUGCGGAUUCAAAAGCCAAGGAUUCCGAUUUCUUUAAAAAAUUAUAGGAUGCGGGAAUCCGGAUUACCUUGGGGUUCCCUACCGCCGCCAGAGCGCUCUAGGAGAAAUUGCUCGCAGGCUAUACAUGGGGCGAACUAGCUGUUUUCGGAAAAAGAUCUAGAGCGCCUCAGUUUUCUUAGAUUGGAAAUAAUGCGACUUCAACUUUAGGAAUUUAGCGUUUGGCCUUAUUAUUAACUUUAUAUAUGAAAGUUUUUUUUAGCAAGAAAGUGUUUGUGGUAAGAAAAUAAUGCUUGAAUAUAUUCGUUUUACUCAGGGAAUUUGCAGACGCCAAGUCAUGUUUAAAAGAAACAGUGACUCAGUAUUGCCAGUUUGAUUCAAAUGCAAAUGAGAUAUUACAGUCUGCUUUUGAUGACUAUAACCCUUUCUGCAAUGUGUCUUUGGAAGAAGGUAAGUACCAUUGUUCUCCGUGUAUAUUAUUGAAUGUUUUAAAUGGAUGGGGUAAAAAAGCUGACAGAAUAAGGGGAAUCCCGGGGGAGGAAUGAGGAAAGGAAGGUAUGGAUGGUAUGGUGAGUGCCUGGUUGCUUUCCACGCUUUUCAUUUAUUUAUCAGUCACUGAAACUCUUUCGUUAAAAAAGGGCUUCCGAUUGUGUGUGCAGAGAUGAAGAAAGAUUCUUGGCUCAGUUAACACUGACUGAAAAACGAGUAUACUAGCUGAAUUGUGAAAGGCAAAUGUUACAAUUGCGAAACCUGAAGCGUUUCUCAAACUUAAGAUGUCUUCAACUCAACUGCGUGGCUAAUAAUUGGGUCAAAUUUAAGAUAAACAUCUCUUACCUUCUGAAUGAAAGAAUAACAAAAUUCUCUUGCUUGAGAUGCUCACAAGCGUUUCGACACGAAAGUCAAAUACCCAAUUGGGUGGGCCUCAUUUUGGAUCAAAAACUCCAGUCAAAUGCCAGGGUAUCCCCGGUGGGAAUGGGCGGUUUUGGAAUUGCCUAGUAAAUUAACGACGUUUGGUCCUUGUUUGAUUAGUCACUUUCUCAGAGGGGUUUAAAUUAAACUUUUUUCCACCAAACAAUUUAGCGGGCCUAUUGGUUCCAAUUUUUUCUGUGAUUGAUAACACUGCUUAUGCAAAAUAUUUUUGGGAAAAUAAGGUGCAUUAUAAGCAUUGUCAAGUUGCCUUACCAUCAUUUUUUUACAAUUUUGUUAGUAAAUUGCUGUUUUAUAUGAUCAAUUCACAGCUGGAGGGGAGGGAGCGGAAGGUGGUUAUUCUAUCCCAGAUGCCAGAUCAAACGAGGAAGAACUUGAUGCCGUUGGACAAUGCUCAAUAAUCAAACAACUAAACAGAACCCGUCAGUGUAUUACGCUGUUUAUAAGAAGCCUGCAAGCAGAUCCUUAUGGAAAUUGCAGGUGAAUGAAAUACAAUUCAGGUUCAAAAUAAAAACGACAAAAUAUAUGUUUGUCCAUGUCCUCGCGCGUCUAGCCUUCCUGCGCUUCUCUCGCUUGGCAAAAAGAAAAAGGAAACGGCUGCUUCCCAGGCUAUUUUAUUAUUAUCGUUUGAAGUGAACCAGUGUCAGUUAUUGACUGGCAGUUCAGGUUUAGUAUUUCUUGUCACUAACUUCAGCUGAUUUUUGUGCAGAGCCAACAAAUACAAUAAAAGCACAACUUAGAAAUUAAAGGAUUAUUUAAUAGCUUUUUGAGUAUGUUUUUAAAUCAAAGCUUUAUUCUCAGAUGCAGUGAACGUGGGGUGAGCCCCUUUCACUAAACCAGCGACGAUAAAUUAUACUCACAUGACAUUUGCGUAGUUAAAAAGGGGUGAAUGAACUUGGAAUCACACCCAGCCUGAUAUUCAGUAUAUAUGUUCGUCUAGCUCCAGUUUACAGGGUCGUAAAUGUUUUAGCCGUGCAAGGAAUUUGAUCUUCUCUACUUUAUCAACAGCAUUAAAUACAUCCAUAUGCAAGAUUGUAUAGUAUGUGUACUCCGCACCUGCCUACAGUCAUAUGGAUUCAUCAUUGAUUCGGAUAUACAGCUUCAACUGGAACAAUCACUGAACCAGACCAGCCCAGAGGAUUUCUACUGCCGUGGCAUGUUAGAGGCACCGAAAGUUUCCUCAGAGCACGAUCAUCUUGAGUGCGAUGCGGGAUUCCAUGAGAAAGAAGUAAAGUGUAUGAAAGACUUUAACGAUACCUUUACUGCCAAUGUCUCGGAUUCAAGUCUUUGUAGGUAAGGUCUUUAGCUCUUUUGUCUAGGAGAGAUUUGUACGAACAUGGUGUGGAGAGAUAAGUAUAGGUUUACUACCAAAUUCACUGUAUUAAAUUCCGUUAAAGUUGAUGAAAAUGGAAAAAAAGUAAUAAUCAUUUGUAAAGGUACUCCAACAAUAAUCUACAAAUAUUUAGUGAGUAAAGGAAUCAAUGAGGGAAUUUUCAUGUUUUUCGCCGCUGAAAGAAAAACCCAACUAGUAUGGAAGUAAGGGAAAGCACCACAUGAUCGGUGACAAAGAUGCAAGUCAGCGCUGUGGAAAAAUUAAGACUUGAAAUUACAUCCGUAUAAACGGACUACCCCAAUAUGAAACAAAUCAAGGUGUGUGGAAAACAUGGCGUGCAUUCAGUCCUCGAUGGAUUCAACGUAGUGGUACCAGACCACUUUUGUUUCGGCAGUUUCCAAGUAUCUGAUAUGAAACUUGCAGUUGUAGAAAAAGCUUUGUAGAGAAAGCUUUGACUUUAAUUCCUGUGUCAUUUAAUUACAGAAAAUUCACUGACGCCAAGCGGUGUCUCAGAGAUCUAAUAUCCACUAGCUGUCCAAAUGACACCAGGACAUCUUCGCUUGAGUUUGCUUUAGUUUUUGAUGACUACAAUCCUUUCUGUGAAGGAAGCAGGGAUUUAGGUAAGAUAAUAACGUACGUGCCAGGCUUUUCGUUCACUAACGAUUUUUGGCGGUUGAAAGUUUUCCAUUCUGGGAUUUUUUUGAGAAGAAACAUUAAGCAAGUUUUUGGGGGUACCUUGAUUUAAGCAGAGAUGCAAUAUUCUGCUAACAUGCUUUUAUUACUACCAAAUUCGUUAUAUCUCACUGCCCGUUUUGCAAAUUCGAAGGACUUUCGGCUUUUUCUGUUCCACCAAUCAUUUGAGUGGGGACGGGGUUAAUGAAAAUCACAAUACUUGAACGCGCUUUUAUUGCCCAGCAUGGCCGGCAAGAACAAAAGUGAUAGCGGCGAAGGAAAUCGCGAUGGUGAUUUGAAUAUUUGUCAAGGGAAGGAGGCAGACAUUGCUUUUUUUCUUGCAAGUGACAAAAAUAAGAAAGAUCAAAAAAUGUUCGAAGCGAAAUAGUCGAUUAUAGCCCGAAACUGGACGAUCUCAAGCAACGAACCUUGAAACACAGAAACAAACCAAAGGGAUGGAAAUCCACUGAUCAAAAAUUACAAACCAUGACCUUUUAAACUCGUUUAAGAAAACAUGUGUUUCCUAAAAGGUCUGCUAAGAUGAUUGAGGGAACAGAAAAUUUCCAAAUUCCUUCAAAGUUUGCUAAACGCGCAGCGCGAUACAACGUAUUUAUCAGUAUGCAAAUAAAAUAAAAAAAAAUUCAUUAUCUACAUGAGAAAACCUAAACUGAAUUCUACUUAGUAUCCCAAUAUUUUGGGCCGUGAAUAAAAUUUGAAAUACUUUAGAGACUUAGAGGUCUUUAGACUGGCGUUACCGUAAGCGCAGGCUAAAUCUAUGCUCUGGAUAAAGGGCCGCUCAGACAAUAUAUGGACGUCGAUGCCAAGCUGAUGCUAACCAUUGUUUUACUUCUUCGUUUGAUAUGAAUAUUUUGGGGAAUCAAAAAGAGACUUUUGCAAAGAGCGGACACAUUUGAACCACAUUUAUACUGCACGCUGUUGUGGAUAAAUUUUCGUCUGUAGGUGAAUGCAUAGCGAAGUAACGAAAGGAGGAAGCGAACCAGCGAUACGAGUUACAUGUACCUUAAAAUAUAAUGCUUCUUCUUUCUUUUAAAAAAUGUAGAUUCAUCAUCGUCUGCUUCUGUAGAAGAGUUUCAGGAGCCCUGCUUGGUCGAAUUUCCAACUGCAGAGUUGUUGCAGCAAGUAUCUAGAGGGACAGUUUACCUUCAUUCUUUAAGUCUGUUACUUCUUUUGUUCUUAUACCUUAUUGCAACAUGAUUUGACUUGAAAGUCCAUCCGCGUUAAUCAUUAGGGCCUUUCUGCGACUCAGCAAAUUUAAAUAAUGUAAAGAUCUACCCAAGCCUAAAACACGAAGCUUCCUCCAAUAUCCUGAUAAUAAUAAGACUGUAAAUAACUUUUUUCCCCCACGAAAAAGACCAUGAUACUACAGUCUACAAAAACUGUGGGUACUUAUGCACGUGUUGUGCAGCGCAUUCUAGAUUCUGGGCGAAGCGUCCGGUAGACUUACACCUGGCACUGCAAAUAACAUUACAACAACUUUAAACUUUUUCCAAAAGGCUAGCUUAAGUUAUUUGACAAAAUUACGCGUCUUUCAGUAGAAUGAAGGUCAAUAAAAGACAACUCUUUUACAUAGAUAUAUUUAGGGGGAGGGAGGAUGGAGUGAAGUGUAAACACCGAAUCAGAGACGCAGAUACAACGGCAUCAGUCCAGGGAAAAAAAACGGAACAGUGAUGCAAAAUUAUUGACUGGCAAUCAAAGCACAAAUAAAUAUUGGGAAAUGAAACAUGUAUAAUAACAACCGUUUUUAUUUAAGAGGGCAGUUAGAGCCAGUGAAAUGUUUCUAAAAAUACUCUAAAAUCCUUGUUUUCCUUGUGUUUGUUAUUAUUCAGCCGGCUUCGCGUUUUGAAUGGCCUUUUGGGAUGAAU